Polistes canadensis is the source of this 2701-nucleotide messenger RNA. Its product is annotated as TLD domain-containing protein 1. Lineage: Eukaryota; Metazoa; Arthropoda; Insecta; Hymenoptera; Vespidae. The coding region runs from base 340 to 1671 and encodes 443 amino acids. The record is from RefSeq and is a predicted model, not a curated record. The transcript has 3 exons.
AAGAAGAUAUAACAAUAACACAGUGCGCUUCUAAGGGUUUUAGUAUGUUUACAUAAAUGGGAUAUUGCGCGAAACACGCGAAAAGAAAAUAGAUAAAAUCUUAGUCUUCAGGCCCGGGGUUGCGUCGGUGCAUGCGCCGUGACUUUAGUCGAUAGGCGCACAAGUAACGGCACACAGUUCUCGUAAUCGACAUUGCGUUACGUUGUCUUAACCUCAAAAUAAAAAACAUUCGCACCGCUUUAACAUUUAUUACUUCAACUCGUCGACGUGUUAAUCUUUCUUACAAGUGCAGAGAAAAUUUUAUGGCUCGUCGUAUAGAAGAUAACAUUCGUUUGAAAGAUGGGUCAUGGAUCAAGUCGUUCCGCUUCUUCUGCAAAUAUUUUAUCCGCAGAUGAAUUAACAUUGGUGGACAAUCUUUUUAAAUCAAUGUCUAGGAGUUCAGGUUCUAUAAAACGUGAAGAUAUUUUUAAACACUGGUCGAUGCAUUUGGAUGAUGUACUAUUACAAUUUGUCGUAAGGUUUCUUUGCUACGAGCCUGGCAAAAAAGUAUCAGCUGUAAAUGGAGAAAAUUUUGGUCGCUUAUAUGUUUAUGCAGUACGUGGAAGCGCAGGUGAACGUACUGAUUUGAUAUUUGAAGGAUUUUCCGAAGAAGAGCGAAAAUAUGAAAUACCUACUGCCACAUUUCUCCAAUAUAUUCAAGCUACGAUAAAUUCAUAUUUAAGACUGCAAAAGAAUGCUGUUAAUUUGCAUUAUCUUUCAUGGAGUAGUAUCGGUUGUACUGUGAAUAAUAGACGUAUUAAUAUGCGUUCGCGAAGUCUGUGCGAAGAUAUUAUCAAAUACGGUGAUGUGUUGACGAUUGAUCAAAUAGAAAAUUGGUUCGGUGCAGCUGCUACGUUUAAAAAUAUUCAAUCACACGUAUUUCAGUGCCUUUUCUUAGUUACUCAGAAGAAAGGAGAUAAGAAUACGAGUGCACGAAUUAAUGACUUAAACCUAUUACCUGUUUGUAAAGGUCUGGAAAAUAUUCCUCAUUUUCCAAGUAUUCUGGGGCUUGGCGACGUUUUGUUCCUAAAUUUAAGUUUACCUCACGAACUCAGAAAAGAAUGGAGAUUCUUAUUUUCCAGUCAAGUACACGGAGAAUCAUUUUCCACUAUGUUAGGAAGAAUAACUAUGCAAGGUGCAACAAUUAUUAUAUUACAAGAUACAGAUGAUCAUGUAUUUGGUGGAUUUGCUCCAGAUAGUUGGAGAAUAGGACCAAAUUUUAUAGGAAAUCAGACGUGCUUUUUAUUAAAACUCGAGCCAGAUAUUUUAACGUUUCCUUCUACAGGUUACAAUAAUCAUUAUCAAUAUUUGAAUAUUAAUCAACAAACUAUGCCUAAUGGUUUGCUUAUGGGUGGACAAUUAAAUUAUCCAGGCUUAUGGAUAGAUUGUGAGUAUGGGACUGGUAUAUCAAGUAUAUCCUGCACAACAUUUCAAAAUUAUGUGCAAUUAAGUGGUCAAGAAAAUUUUAAAAUCAAACAUUGUGAAGUAUGGGGUGUUGGUCCAAUACCAAUCGUAGAAGAAGACGUACGAGAAAAUAAAUCUGUUUUAGAUCAAGAUGCUACAGCUAAAGUAUUGAUGGAACUUCAUGGACGUAAAAUGUAUAGCGAAGGAAUUAGAGAUAAAAAAGACUAAUUAAACUUUAAUAUUUAAUGAUUAUUGUAUAAGACUCAUGUUAUAUUAUUAAGUAUAUUAUAUGGUUGUCAUUGAAAUUGUUAAUUGAAAUGGAGAUUUAUUGAAAAUUAAGAGCAAUUGAGAUUAUAUAUAUAAUAUAUAUAAUGAAGGAGAUAAUUUUAUGGGUGCUUAAAAGCAAAAUAUAAGAACUAAUAAUAAAGUGAAUAUUUAGUUUUAUAUUUUACCGAUGAACAACUAUAGUAGCAAAUUAAUUUGAGAGUGCAAUAAAAACGAUCUAUGUUCCGAACCGAGAAAUAUUUACUAAUUGGAAUGCAUACGUAUGUUAAUGAAUCAGAUAUUCUUGCUUGUGAUAUCACUUUAUGGAAAAUUUUGUUAUCAACUAAAUUAUAUUGAGAAACGAUCGUUUUUGUCUAUCAUGUCUGUAUUAUAUAUUGUCCAUGUAUAAUGUUUAAGUGAUAUAGUAGUUACUCAUUAUAUAUGUUACUAUGUCAAAUGAGUUUGUACAUUUCUUUAUUGUGUACCUAUUUUAUCGAGUGUAUGACAAAGUAUCGUUACCAGACGGCCUGAUCUCUUUUAAUAUAUAUAUAUAUAUAUCAUCUGAAUGUUGUAUAAUAUGUAUAUUAAACACUGCGUUUUGAUGUUGAGAAAGCCAUAAAAUACGCAGUAAUUUACAUGCCUAUUAUAUAGUGCCUGAUCAUUUGAAAUCAAUGAUCAUGAAGGUGUGUUUCGUAACUACUAGUCAAUGUAAAGAUUUCCUCGCAAAUUGCUAAUCACAGAUGUAUAAUAUGUAUACAAUGCGUGUUAAAAAUGCAUAACACGAAAAAAAAGAACAAUUGUUCAUUCAUAUCUAAAGAAAAAAAAAAGAAAAACAAAGAAAUUUAUCACAUUGUUAUCGAACGUGAUGUGAAUUCAAUAAAAUACUGAAAAAAAGUGUAAAAACUUUUGUUCCAAUCGUUUAGUACAUUUCUUGUGCAUGUUAUGUAAAUAAGAAUUGAAAGAAUAAAAAGAAAAUUAAUGAAUUAGAAUGAGA